AGCUGGUGAAAGUGACUAAUUAGUUACUGCACUAGAGCCAGAAAAAAUGAUAGCUAGCCAAGUAAUGUUACAACAGAAAACAGCUGCAUAAAUCAACAGUUAAUUGGCUAGCUAGAUAAUGAAUGAGCAUAUGGUUGACUAGUGCACUCAUUCAUCGAAAGAGGGUAGGCCUGGUGUGUCUGCACACUGCGUACUUUACACAGUCAUUAAAUGUCACUUUACUAGUUUAUUUUUAAUUUCAUUGCAAAAGCACCAUGCCUGCUGCCUCUAAAGGGAACUGGCUGUUGGCCUCAUUAAAAUCAAGGAAGAAAAGACAGAUGAAAAGACAUAUUACUGAAAAUUUUAGCACUAUCGCUUUCCAGGUUGCUGCAUUUUAACAAACACCUUACCCCCAAUAGUGUCAGGAAAUAUGUUUGAUACCCUUGUGAUGAUGUACACCAUGGAACAGAGAAACUGCCAAAGUCUGGGCUACAUUACUAUGCAUGUGUCCCAGCAGGCCCAGCACCAGGAGAAAAUCUUACAAAGUCAUAUCUUAAAAAAAUGUAAUAAAUACUAUGUAGACAUCAGGCUAUAAGGAGACAACUGGGGGUGCACUGAGGCCUGUCUGGGGGGUGCAAUGCAGCCCUAAGCACCCCCAUAGCGCCAGGCCUGUGUCCCAGUAACUUCAUACUGGAUUGAGAAAGUGACCACAUGCAGUUUGUGAGAUAGUAGGCCUACAGUAAGUAUGGCAGUGUACACAGCAUACAAAAAGCAACAAAAAUUCAGAUAUGCUAUCAAAAAAUCAAAAUGAUGAUGAAUGGCCAUCUUAAAACAAGCAUUUAUUUCUCUGCAUUCUAUAGGCCUAUAGCACUUCACAACAAAUAGGCCUAGCGAAUAUCUCAAAUGAGCUUAAUUGUGGGCUACAAUGAAAAUUGUGGGCUACAAUUCAAAGAUGAAUAUGGUUUACGAUUUAGUGUAAGGAUCCCUUACACCCUAAAAUAUUUUUCAAGUAAUAAAACCUUAACUGAAGAGCGUCGGGCCUCGCGAAACGUUAUUUACGUUCCUUAGAUUCUUUUCGCAUUCUCCUGCUGCGCUGGGGCGGCCGCGAUAGGUCGACAGAAACCUCGGAGGAGCCUUUUUCCCCCCCUCUUCUAAAUUUGUGUGACGCGACGGCAUGUUGCUAUGACAGCUGGCUCAUCGGCUCCACCCAUUAGCCUGGGCCAUGUGGCUCUUCCUCCGUGUGUUGUGUUUUAAGGAAAAGGAGUCGGAGAGCCGCCUUCGAGGAUCGUAUAGGGGAUGUGUGGCGAGGAAAUCUACCCGAAGAAGACAACGUAAGCGUGAAACCGGACAUUUGCCAAAAAGAUUAAUGGUUUGAUAGACGCCUUAAGUUAUCUCGAAAUCCAUCUGGAAAAGGUACGGCAAGGAAGACGACAACCCAAGAAUGGGCAGGAGAGAAGCCGGCGACAGCAGCACCAUGAGUACGAGCGAACGGACUGAGCUGGAAAGCCUGCAAGGCAUCGUGUCCUCUAACCACUGCUCGGGUUUGGAGAGGAGCGUGAGCGCAGAUACGCGACCUGAAACGGUUAAGAAGAGCUCGCCACAACCCAUACGAACUCCGGCAGUGGUGAAAAAGCACCAACACAAACACAAUCUGAAACACAGGUACGAUGUGCUGGAAACGCUAGGAAAGGGGACCUACGGCAAGGUGAAGAAAGCGUUGGAGCGUGGAACUGGAAAGACAGUGGCCAUCAAAUCUAUCCGGAAGGAACGCAUCACCGAUGACCUGGACAGAGUGCACAUCCAGAGAGAGAUUGAAAUUAUCUCCUCCCUCAAACACCCCAACAUCAUCCGCAUCAAUGAGGUAUUUGAGAGCAAGGAUAAGAUUGUGAUCGUGAUGGAGUACGCCAGUCAGGGAGAGCUGUAUGACUACGUCAAUGAGAGACGGCGGCUGCCGGAGACAGAGGCCCGUGAGAUCUUCAGGCAGAUCACUUCUGCCGUGCAUUACUGCCACAAGAACGGCAUUGUCCACAGAGAUCUGAAACUGGAGAACAUCCUACUGGACCAGGACUUAAACGUCAAGCUGGCAGACUUUGGCCUGUCCAACCACUACCAGAGAGGCCAGCUGCUGCAGACCUACUGUGGGAGCCCCCUGUAUGCAUCUCCUGAGAUUGUCAAGGGACUACCUUACCAGGGGCCAGAGGUAGACUGCUGGGCCCUGGGUGUGCUGCUUUAUGCACUGGUGUAUGGGAGCAUGCCCUUUGAUGGAGCCGAUUACAAGACACUGACAGAGCAGAUCAGCCAGGCCCGAUACAGACGGCCUCACCCACCCUCAGAUGCCUGUGCUCUGAUUGACUGGAUGCUGACCGUUAAGGUGGAGGACCGGGCCACAGUGGAGGAUAUUGCCAACCACUGGUGGGUGAACUGGGGCUUUGAGGAGCCAGUGUGCGACUGUCAGUGGAGUCAAGACUGCCCCUCGCCCCUGCUUGCCCGCUACAUCGACUGGCAGAACAGGGCACCGUGUGAUGCCCACUCCGUUCGCCCCAGCUCCGACCUCCAGUUCUACUUCAGCUUCCCGCUGAAGCCCGCUUCCUGCAGGCCCCGGGGGACUGCCUGCCUCAAGAAGUCCCGCAAAGAGAAUGUCAUCUCACAGCCCGCUGUGGGCACCACCCCUGUGGACACUGCUACGGGCACUGCCACAGGCACCACAGAUAAAAAGAAACCCAAGGGAAUCCUCAAACCCCAGAGCAGCUUUGACACCGCCUUCCUGCCUCACCAUGGUGCAGUAGAGAACUUUACCCAGGUCUGCGGUGGCAUACGACAAGAAUAUCAGGCAACCACAGUGUACCAGACUGGUCCACAAUCCCUUCCUUCUUACUGCCAGCCAUCCUCCAAAAUGCCAAAGAAAGGCAUCCUGAAGAAGGUGUACGAGAGGGAGUCUGGGUACUCGUCUUCGCCCGAGCGAGGUGAGUCUGUGGAAAGCACGGAUGGCAGAGGCAUUGGCGAAGACUGCAAAAGCAGGCCACACAGGGAAGAGGGGUCUUUGCGGGGGGAGGUGGUGAGGAGGAGGAAGGGCAUUCUCAAGAGGAAUGGCAAGUUCUCCACCAGCCUUGAUCUGCCUGAUGAGCAAGCCAUCCCACUCCGUUUCCCUGAGUCCCUGCAGGAACUCCUCCUGUCCACUGGUGGCGCUGUGACUCCAGCGCAGCUAUUGGGUGAGGAGCUGCAGCAGCCUCAGCAGGGUAGUCGCACUUCCAGUCGACCACCCAGUGUUAUCAGUGAUGACAGUUUUCUGUCUAGUGACUCCUUUGACCUGCUGGACUUGGCUGCCCAUUCCCGCAGAAAGCUGUUUUCGCGGAGUGGCCAAUGCAGUGUCUACAGCUCUGAAGAGGAACUGGAGGACCAGGGCAUGGAUGGUCGGGGUCGAAGGGGUAGGCAGGAGGAGGAGAUCUCUUUAGAGGAAAGACAGGAGCUCCUUCGACAGGCCAGAGAGAUCAGCAAACAUUUAUAGUGGCAAAUCUUGGGGGCCGGCUCAAGUGUGUGCAGAUUUGAGUGAGACUGGAGGAGCAAGGGGAGGA
Molecule: messenger RNA, 3551 nt
Organism: Megalops cyprinoides (Indo-Pacific tarpon)
Lineage: Eukaryota; Metazoa; Chordata; Actinopteri; Elopiformes; Megalopidae
Product: NUAK family SNF1-like kinase 1
Exons: 8
Coding region: 1421-3484 (687 amino acids)
Biological process (GO): intracellular signal transduction; protein phosphorylation; microtubule cytoskeleton organization
Cellular component (GO): cytoplasm
Molecular function (GO): ATP binding; protein serine/threonine kinase activity; tau-protein kinase activity
Source: RefSeq, a predicted model, not a curated record